AUGCGCGCUCCCCGCCUCUCCCGCACCCCCUUGGUGGCCCCGGAAGGCGACACCCCUUCCGCGCUGGACCGCAGCACUGCUCGGGCACGGUGCUCCCGUGCACCCUUCCCAGGCCGGCCGCUGAGCCGCGACGAGGGCUCCCGCCACGGCCACGGUCACUCCGCGUCUCGCCCCGAGGGCAGAGGCGGGAACGCGGGGGCUGGAAAGGACCGCGCGGCGCGAGGGCCCGAGGCUCUGACUGGCUCCCGCCCGGGAAAAGCAAUCGCUCCCCGAUCGUACAAAACAGGGCGAAAUCGUACAAAACAGUGGCGGCCGAGGGGCGUGGCCGAGCGAUUGGUACGGCCUGAGUCCUGCGUGCUCUGCGCGCUGCGAGCUCUUUGCGUCUGCGUAGAGCGCCCACCUCCCUUUCUGCCUCCGCUGCCGCCAUGGCGCCCUGUUAAAAAGCUUGUGGCGAAGGGGGGCAAAAAAAAGAAGCAAGUUCUGAAGUUUACUCUGGACUGCACCCACCCUGUAGAAGACGGAAUCAUGGAUGCUGCCAAUUUCGUAACAGUUUCUUCAGAGAGGAUUAAAGUGAAUGGAAAAGCCGGGAAUCUCGGUGGAGGGGUUGUAACCAUCGAACGGAGCAAGAGCAAGAUUACGGUCACUUCUGAGGUGCCUUUUUCCAAAAGGUAUUUGAAAUAUCUCACCAAAAAAUAUUUGAAGAAGACUAAUCUACGUGAUUGGUUGCGCGUAGUUGCUAGCAAAGAGAGUUACGAAUGCAGUUACUUCCAGAUCAACCAAGAUGAGGAAGAGGAGGAAGAUGAGGAUUAAAACUCCUUUAUCUGGAAAUAUUUUGUAUGAGUUCUGCAAUAAAAACUGGGAACCAAACUGGUGGUUUUCCUUGUAUCACUGCAGUGUGGAUUGACCAGAAAUGGAAAUCAUAGUAAAAAGGGCUUCAUUUGGGCUGCCAUUCACUUAUUGUAAUUAGACUUUUUUUUUCCUGCUUAAAAACUUUAGUUAUUGUGGUAAUAAUACCAAAAUAGAAAUAACCUCCUUUAAGGGAACUGCCCAUGAAUUGACCUUGAGCAGGUGGUUAAAGGGUGUGGAGGCGUGUGCACUUCAGUUAGUCACUAUUUUACUUCAAAAGGUGUGACCGUUUACCUGGUGCUUUUCUUAAAAGAUUCAGGUAUACAAACAUUGGGACGUCUAAUCCACUGAGAGCAAAACCAGUGAUUCUCUGAGGUUUGCUUCCUGCAGAAACAGGUCAGCGUCGAUAAAAUGCAAGGUUCUGGGGCAUUUACUUCACCUUUUGAUCACAAAUUACUCGAUGCACACAUUAUAUGUACAUCCUUUUUCUUCCUGUAGAAAUAGGAUGUCCUUUUCCACCGCUGCGUAUUCUCCUCUUCAGGAAAGAAUUUGGAGAGUGCUUGUAAAAGUCCCAGGUUUUAAAAGUAAAAGUGCACAAAAACGAAUUUGUAAAUAAAAACUGUUCCCGCAACUCUUUGCAACAAACCGUCCCUUUGGCCCCCAGCAGGGGGAGCUGGAGCUGAGCGGUGGGUAGAGCUUCCAGAGAUGGACCUGUGCAUCUGGCCGGGAUUGGAGCCUUGUCACGGGGGUGGGGCGCGAAGGAGAAACGAUUGAGAGACAGUUCAUGCCGAGGAGACGGGGAAACACGUGUGGACGUGCCAAGGGAAUGGUCACUUCUGAGCCACCUAGGCCAUGCCUGGAUUUAAUGUCCAGUCCUACAAACUUGCAUUAAGCAGGACCAGACUGAAAGUGGGAUUUCGUUGCCUUGUGUGCAGAGGCUGGAGAUCUGAGCAAGGUUAUUAAGUUGUAAAGAUGUGUCAUUGCCAACUGAGAAUCCAGAGCAUUUGGGAGUGACUUUGAAAAGAGACCCUGAUGCCUUAUGGUGCCCUUCUGAAAUCUAAACAAUUCUGCAGAAAUGUCUGCAUUGUCUUAAAAAACUACAGUGUAAAGUGUUCUUAAAGAGUUUCCCUCAGCUAAUUUCUACACCUGACAUUCUUGGGCUCUGCUGGUUGGGGAGCUGGAAAUGAGAAUCCUACCUUUGCUCCAAUUUAACAUUUGGUGCUCCUUGGAUUGAAUUUAACAUGUUGCAUCUUUGCAAUUUCAUUUGUGGUAAAGGCUCUAGCAUUUUCUAUUUCUAUGCAAAUUUCGUGAAGCAGAAUUGUUUGCAUGUGUGAAGGCGAGGUUUCUUUCUGAUGUAACUGAGGCAUCAGCUGGGUUUUGGCCACAGUCCCUACCAUGAUCUGUCCCUACCGUGAUCGUGAUCGUUAACUGUUAGUAAGUUUAUGACCUGGGUUUGCAAAUUGUCCUUGUUUGUUGCAUUGAUGUUCGCCUGUAGUGAUUCUUAGUUUGGUUGUAAAAAAUUAACCCUGGGCUAAAAUUAGCAUAUAUAGUUUUUUUUUUUUUCCCCAAACUGCUCCCAAAUUUUAAAACUUGUAAUAAAAUUGAAACUCAUUGGUUUUUC
Messenger RNA from Lynx canadensis (Canada lynx), 2467 nucleotides. RefSeq names its product ribosomal protein L22 (gene RPL22). Gene Ontology annotation, biological process: cytoplasmic translation. NCBI's taxonomy places the organism in Eukaryota, Metazoa, Chordata, Mammalia, Carnivora, Felidae. Gene Ontology annotation, cellular component: ribosome. Gene Ontology annotation, molecular function: RNA binding; structural constituent of ribosome. The record is from RefSeq and is a predicted model, not a curated record.